AGCGCUAUGCCCGGCGGGAAGUAAACAACAUGGCGCAUGUUUACAGUUGGACAUCGAAGUUUGUCCGCGUUUUUAACACCGGUUCACAGCCGUAAUGUCCGGAUUUAGCUACCCAUACAGGACACAAAGGUCCAGUCCCUGAAUGAAGUAAAAUGGCGCUGGGUGACCACAAGGCUGAGUCCGAGACACAGGAGAACGGCCACGCAAAUGGCGAGCUGUCUCCUACCAACUUCUCCGUUCCUCCGCGUGAGCGGCCCAUGAUCCACCGUGCCACCGACGCCCCAUUGUGCGAAAGGUGCCGUGACUUAGAGCUGACGUUUUUCGACCCAGACUGCCCGGGAUGCCAGCUGCUUCUGCAGGACAUGAACCUGUCAGUCAGUCAGAUCUUCGCCAUUAUCAGACAGUGGGUGCCGCAGGUACAGCGGAGGAUAGACAUUCUCGGAGAGGAGGUCCUGAGAAGGGGAGCUCAUGUGAACGAUCGUGAUGGCUUGACUGACAUGACGUUACUCCAGUAUGCCUGCAAGGCAGGUGCAACUGGGAUUGGCAGUGUUGAAGCAGCAUCAAGACUGGCAGAGCUGCUGAUCUCCAAGGGCGCAGAGGUCAGAAUCCGCUCCAGAUGGACCAACAUGGCCGCCCUCCACUAUGCAGCGUACUUCGACGUGGCUGUGCUGAUCAGCAUGCUGUUAAAAGCAUCUGGCGGGAGAGAUGUAGAUAACUUAUGCCGAGAGUAUGACAACGGCACGCCGCUGCACAUCGCUACCACAAACCUCUGCUUCGAGGCUGCUCGCUGCCUCCUCCAACAUGGCGCUGACCCAACGAUAAAGGACGGAGCCGGGCGCACGCCUUUAGAAUGCAUUCCAGACACAUCAGGCCUGGACGCCACGUCAGAAACUGCCAUCGUUGCCACAAAAAUGCGAAUCUUGCUGAAGGAUGCAGAGCCACUGACAUUGCAGAAAAACGCACCUCAGUACGACAUGCCGAGCUACGAGACUGUAUCAGGGAAGGUGCUGCUGUCAUCCAGGGGGCUGAAACUGGGGGAACGGGUCAUCAUCGGGGGAGUAAAGAUGGGCACGCUCCGAUUCUGUGGCACGACAGAGUUUGCAUCAGGCGUGUGGGCUGGGAUUGAACUGGACGAACCUGAGGGGAAAAAUGAUGGCAGCAUCGGUGGGAUCUACUACUUCAAAUGUGCUCCUAAACAUGGCAUCUUUGCUCCCCUGUCCAAGAUCACCAAAUCUAACUCCCCUGCCACCACCCCUCGGGGCAGUCGUCCCUCCACCCCCCAGCGCCGCAGGCUCUCAGCACCAAAGAUGGACUUCUCACACGUCACCGCUAGGGUGGAAACAGGACUUCGGAAGAGGUCAUCCAGCAUGACCUCUGAGCCUGGAGAGCUAGAGGUCGGAGACAGGGUCAUCGUGGCAGGUCAGAGGACAGGGGUCAUCAGGUUCAGUGGGAAGACUGACUUUGCUCCAGGCUGGUGGUACGGUGUGGAGUUAGACAAACCCCGGGGGAAGAACGACGGCUCCGUGUCAGGGGUUCGUUACUUCAGCUGUGAGCCCAUGAAGGGUGUGUUUGCACCCCCCUCCAGGGUCACAAGAGCUACUCCCUCUCGUAUGGGCUCCAUGGAAUCUUUGUCAAGUGUGGGAAGUGACAUUUCAUCCGUCCACCGCACGGCCAGCAGCGCAUCCUACAGUGGCCGCAGUCCGCGAAGAGACCGGGUCCUCCUACAGCGCAGUGCCAAGGCCACCCCCUUCAAGAGAUCCCUGAGCGGCUCGGGUCCUGUGGACUUCGCCCUGACGGAGGGGAUGACGGUGCUGGUCUCGAAUAUUAAUGAGCUGGGAACCAUCCGCUAUAUCGGACCAGCAGACUUCGCUGAAGGAGUGUGGCUGGGUGUGGAGCUUAGAGCUCCAAAAGGCAAGAAUGAUGGCUCAGUGAAGGGAACCCGAUACUUCAGCUGCAGGCCGAGCCACGGGCUGCUGGUACGACCGAGUCGCGUGACGUGUCGCGGAAUCAACGGCACCAAGCUGCUGGGUGGAAGAGACCAAAAGGGCUUUGGUCCGGGGGUGCGAGCUGACCGCAGCAGCGUGGACAUGUCCUCCUCCUUCAUACAAUAGACUAGUCCUCGUGUAUCCCAUAAGCCACCUUGUUCAGGAGGGUUGAAGAAAACGAAAUGUGUAAACUGUGGGGUGAUUAUUAGUUAAUCUUGCUGUUCUAUGGAGUAGUUUAAAGUUCAAAUCGUACUGUAAAAUGCCAAAUACUUCUGACAAUCCGUAGAAGAAUCUCUGGUCUCACAACCAACAUAGAAAAUCACACGGUAGUCACUGAACCCGUUGGAAGAACAGCUAAGACUGACAGGGCCUUCCAGUUAAACUUAAACUUAUUUCAUUUAUCCGUUCAUAGCUGUUGUUGUUCGUGUAAGUUUUUAGUUAGAAAUGACUGCAAUCUUCUCCAGCCUACCUCAAGUCUUUUGUUUGUACAGAGAAAUUUUGAUUGUUUGGUUUUCAGUAGGAAACAGUGGCUUAUGGGAUACAUUGUGACUGGCCCAUUGUGCCCUAUGGCUGAACCUGUAAUCUUAUAUGUGUGUUCAGCACAUGAGUGAUGUGAUGUUUGAUAAAGACUUGAGUUUAUCUUCAUAUGUAAUGACAGAAGCCCAAAGAAAGAGUCUGGAUGACGGUACUAGAGUUUGGUUUUAGGUGUGUAUGAAAUAUAUGAUUAGAGUCUGAAUCUGUAACAGUUGCUGGUUAACAAUUCCUCAUAUAGUACAAUCACAGUAACUUACAGUGUUUGUUUAUGUCGUGAGAUUUUUUGAUAUUCCAUAUAACAGACACUGAAGUGUUUAAGAAUAUUUUGGAUCUGUGUCCUUCCCUUUAUAGUAGUCUUCUCAGUGAUUCAUUGAAAUUAUUGUAUUCUCAUGAACAUAUCAGUGAAGGAAAUUACAAAUAUGGUUUUAGUACUACUUUUUAUAGUCUAUCAUCCUGAAGAGUGAAGAAUGCUCUUGUAUUAAAAUUAUCAAAUUGAUAACAUUUGCCCAGAAUUGAUACUUGCAAAACAGUCCUCAUGCCAGCCAACAAGUUCAGUUCAAUAUACAGUCAGUCACAUCAAGGAGAUUAAAAAAACAUGGUCAUGGUCAUGGUCAUCUAAGGAUGUUGAUUUGAAAGUACUUAAUGCCCUUGAGGAUCAGUAUUUGUGAACAUACUGAACUAACAAUUAUAUUUUUCCUAUCACAUGAGAGAAGAGUGUUUGUACUUAAACAUGAAUGUCCCCUAUGCACAAUUUGUAUAAGGCAGGUGUACCUUAAUCCUGAAAAAAUGUAGCUAUAUUUUGAUGGAAAAAUUCAGAAUAUGUUUCAACAAAGUAUAAAGUAAGGCCGACUUCUCACAAUUUGGAUGAACAGUUUGUAUCAGAAGUGGUAUUUGUGAAUGGGAAUUUAGAGUAUUUUUGUAGUUCAGGGUGUUAGUUAUUGUUUCUGUAUGCUGGUAUAUGAUAUUAUGUACUGGUAGAUGUCUUCAUAAAUGGGUAUACCCCCUUUCCCCCAUGUGGACUCUGAUAAGUGUAGUUAUCCAUAUGCAUAGAAAGAUGGCUCUAAUACUAUGAUCCAACUCCUAUCUGACAAGCGCAGCUCUGUUCCUCUGAUGUAUAUAUUAAUAAGCAAUCUUGGCUCAUAUCUGUAUAUUUAGUAAGUUUGGGAUCACAGAAAUUCAAAGUAUUUAUUCUUUGAUAGUUUGAUAGAACUAGUUAGGUAACUAGACCUCUGUUCAGAUUAAAUGUGGUGAAAACUGUCCAACAUAGAUGUAUUGUGUUAUAGGGUAUUUUGCCUUGAAGUUAAAAUGUUUAAGCUAGUACUUAACUUUGUGUUUACUUUGUUCACAAAGUGUUUAGCAUAAGCAAUGAAGUAAACAGCUCUCAGGUGUAGGUCUCUUCAGGUAGAUACUGGUGAAAAUAUGAUGUGGUGGCAAGUGUUCAUAUUAAGAAAAUCCUGUUAGUUAGAAAUAGGUCAUAUUUAAGAUUUUAUUAUAGUUUCCCAUAUGAGACAUAGCUCAACUAUACAUGCUGAGUUGCAUCUUACACUAUGUCCUGUUUUGUCAUGAACUUAGAUGUACUAUGAUUAGAUCUUCUCUCAAUAACCAGACCAUGUUCUUGCCAUGUCCACAGAGCGUUUUUUGUCAAGAAUUGACAGUUAAGAUGAACUGUGUGAAGAUAAGCUGCCUUUUCUGUGUUAUUCUGGUAACUUCAUACAAAAGUGGGUCAAAUGUAUUUCAGAAAGGAGAUUUUGUCCACUACAUGCAUGUAUGAAACAUGUCUCACUGUACAAUCAGUGCCUGCUUCCUGAAAUGCCUUUUCUUAAAUAAAAAAAGAUAGAUGACAUUCAUGUUGUGGAUUUAUCUCCGUUGUCUAUUGCUGUUAUAUCACUCUGUGAUGCUGUCAACCACCAAGAGAUUUGAAAUACAU
Messenger RNA from Branchiostoma floridae (Florida lancelet), 4446 nucleotides. Its product is annotated as CAP-Gly domain-containing linker protein 3-like. Gene Ontology annotation, molecular function: microtubule plus-end binding. NCBI's taxonomy places the organism in Eukaryota, Metazoa, Chordata, Leptocardii, Amphioxiformes, Branchiostomatidae. The coding region runs from base 153 to 2111 and encodes 652 amino acids. Gene Ontology annotation, cellular component: cytoplasm; nucleus; microtubule plus-end. The record is from RefSeq and is a predicted model, not a curated record. The transcript has 13 exons. Gene Ontology annotation, biological process: cytoplasmic microtubule organization.